Messenger RNA from Colletotrichum karsti, 2628 nucleotides. RefSeq lists its product as uncharacterized. The record is from RefSeq and is a predicted model, not a curated record. The transcript is spliced from 7 exons. Bases 1 to 2628 code for a protein of 875 amino acids. Lineage: Eukaryota; Fungi; Ascomycota; Sordariomycetes; Glomerellales; Glomerellaceae. Gene Ontology annotation, cellular component: chaperonin-containing T-complex. Gene Ontology annotation, molecular function: ATP-dependent protein folding chaperone; ATP binding; ATP hydrolysis activity. Gene Ontology annotation, biological process: protein folding.
AUGUCCGAGAUCCGGCUGAGAAAUGUGCUCAACGCGUACAACGAGAAGCCACAUACCAUACAGGGCAUGACGUCUCGACGACGGGCCGGCCAGAUCAUGGCAGUUGAAUGGCGGCAAGGACGACAAGGUCUGCAGCCGGGAAUGGACUUCAGCUCAUUCCAAGAGAGGUCCAUGAACAUGAAUGGCUACCAACGGCGAAGUAUUCAGUCGAUUCAUUUCCAGACACAGGACAGCACAAGCACCAAGAGUUUUGGACCCCGUAUAGGCACUCAAGCCUCUGACCCGUACUGGCAGAACCUCAACACCGAAAUGUCCUUUCGGCAUGGCAAUGACGAGUCGGUUUCUUUGACUGAUUUUUACAUGACCGACGUCGAAGGAAUGAAGCGCAGAUGGUUAUGUAUCGAGAUCUCCAGACCUCUGGUGGACAUUCAUGGUGCAGCUCCCUGCGAACUCGAUCCGAUGCCACAAUCAUCCAUCAAGAUCGCAGUGCCAGCUGAUAAAGUCACCGUGUUACCAAGUCCUUGGCAAUCACAGGCUCCCGGCGAUGUUGCGUCGAACUCGCUCCGACUGGAGUAUAGCAAAGAUGGCAUCGCGCUAUUUGUGACGCAAAGUAAGGCGGACUACAUCCCAGGCCACAACUUUGUGGAAGACUUCUUUUCGGCUGCAGCCGUGACCGGACUUCCAUGGAAAGAAAGUGACCGUCGGCUCAAGGCCGAGACCGUAUCCAAGCGCAAACACGAAUUCUGGGAGCGCGUCCAACGUGCGGCAAACGAGGACAGAAUGCGGUGGAUAUCGCUACAGAAGGCCAUGGCCAGAAAGAACUGCGUCGUGGACAUCAUAUUCAGGAGCGACUGGCUCAAUGUGGCCCCUUCAGCUCCGGGGCAGCAACUUUGGACACAGACAGACCCUCGGCUGCUGUCCUCUGUUCCUGCGCAGAUUCCUCGCAGAUCGUAUGGGUCUAAUGGUCGACCCGACGCUAGAUUCGCGGGCCACACGAACCAUCGACCACCCAGUUCAGGGCUUCGAAACGAGCUGAAAUGCGGUGAGCGGCAGACGGGUCGCAAGGCUCAGAUGUCCAACAUCGCUGCCGCCAAGACUGUCGCCGACAUUAUUCGAUCGUGCCUGGGCCCCAAGGCCAUGUUAAAGAUGCUUUUGGACCCCAUGGGAGGCAUCGUUCUCACCAACGACGGCCACGCCAUCCUUAGAGAGAUCGAAGUCUCCCACCCCGCAGCAAAGAGCAUGAUCGAGCUUAGUCGGACACAGGACGAGGAAGUCGGCGAUGGAACGACGACAGUCAUUAUCAUGGCUGGUGAGAUCCUUGCCCAGUCCCUGCCCCAGCUUGAGCGAAACAUCCACCCCGUCCAGAUCAUCGCCGCCUUCCGCCGGGCACUCAAGGACGCCCUCGAGAUCGUCGACGACAUCUCCCUUCCCAUCGACGUCAACGACGACAAGGCCAUGCGCGGCCUCAUCUCCUCCUCUAUCGGCACCAAGUUCGUCUCGAGAUGGUCAGACUUGAUGUGCGACCUUGCUCUGAGGGCUGUCCGCACUGUUACGUGGGAAGUCGGCAACGGAAAGACCGAGGUUGACAUCAAACGUUACGCGCGUGUGGAGAAGGUUCCCGGAGGCGAGAUCGAGGACAGCCAAGUGUUGGACGGUGUGAUGCUUAACAAAGACAUCACCCACCCCAAGAUGCGCCGGAGAAUAGAAAACCCCAGAAUUAUCCUCCUCGACUGUCCCCUGGAGUACAAGAAGGGCGAGUCGCAAACGAACAUUGAGAUUUCCAAGGAGGAAGAUUGGAACCGCAUCCUGGAGAUUGAGGAGGAGCAGGUUAAGGCCAUGUGCGAAUCUGUUCUCGCCCACAAGCCCGACUUGGUCAUCACCGAGAAGGGUGUCUCAGAUCUCGCCCAGCACUACCUGCUGAAGGCCAACGUCACCGCUAUCCGCCGUGUGCGCAAGACGGACAACAACAGAAUAGCCAGAGCCACCGGCGCUACUAUCGUUAACCGCGUCGACGACAUCCAGGACUCCGACGUCGGUACCCUCUGCGGUCUGUUCGAGAUUGAGAAGAUUGGCGACGAGUACUUCACCUUCCUCACCAAGUGCCAGAACCCUAAGGCCUGCACAGUACUCCUCAGAGGCCCGUCCAAGGACGUGCUGAACGAGAUUGAGCGCAACCUCCAGGACGCCAUGGGUGUCGCCCGUAACGUCAUGUUCAACCCCAGACUCGCCCCUGGUGGUGGUGCGACCGAAAUGGCCGUCGCGGUGCGGUUGAGCCAACUUGCAAAGAGUGUCGAGGGUGUUCAGCAGUGGCCGUACAAGGCUGUCGCCGAUGCGCUCGAGGUUAUUCCCCGCACCCUGGUACAGAACGCCGGUGCCAGCCCCGUCAGAGUCCUGACGGAUUUGCGCGCCAAACACGCCGAGGGCAAGCACUCCUGGGGUAUCAACGGAGACAGCGGCGUGAUUGCAGACAUGAAGGAGUAUGGUGUCUGGGAGCCGGAGGCCAUCAAGUUGCAAAGCAUCAAGACGGCUAUCGAGGCUGCCUGCUUGCUUCUCAGAGUCGAUGACAUUUGCAGCGCGAGAAAGGCUGCACAAAUGGGCAACGGCCUCCAUGGAGGUGGUGACGAAUGA